GGGCGCUUAUAAAAGGACUCGAUCGAGGACAGAUGCUCAACAUUAUCGCGAGUUCUUUCAUUAGAAGCGCACCAUGGUGUCAAUAACAUUAUCAAUCCAGGUUAUAGCUGCGGUUCUGGUCACAGUCCAGUCCUCGUACGUGCAUCACGGCGGAGUGACCAUCGGGAUUACACCGUACGCCCAUCCGGUUCAAUCGCAGUACCACGCCCAAGACGUCUUCGGCCAGUACACCUACGGAUACUCAACACCAACCUCCAGCAAAAGCGAAACCAAAACCGCCGAUGGCGUCACCCAAGGAGGAUACUCCUACAUAGAUUCCAACGGUUAUUUGCAAUCCGUCAGCUACGUGGCGGAUCCCAUCCACGGAUUCAGAGUGGCCGCGACGAAUCUCCCUCAAGACCUUCCGGAUGUUGCCUACGCCAAAGCCAAACAUCUUGCUGACUUCGAAGCCAUCAAAGCCGAGCACGGAUUAGCUAGAGUCGCUUACUCGAAUCCGGUUGCAGUGCCUUUCGGAGCAGUACAACCAGUGCAAGAUUUACCAGAAGUGGUUUUGGCUAGAGCGCAACAUCUCGCCGCAGUCCAAAGGGCGUUACAUCAACAACAGCAAUUCGUUCCACAACCCGUGCAGGAUCUUCCUGAAGUCGUCAAGGCUAGAGCUGAGCAUUUGGCAGCAGUUGAAACCAUCAAGGCUAGAGACGCCGCAAUCCGUUUCAGCCCUGCCCAACUCCACGGACACGUCGUUCCCAUCCACUACCAACAGGUGGCGCCGGCUCCGUUCAUCCCUCAACCCUCGGCUCACAUCUCUUACGCCCCAGCCCUCAGCUCGCAGUAUCACGCUCAAGACAACUACGGCCAAUACACCUACGGUUAUGCAGGUCCAUUGAGCUCGAAGAGUGAAACGAAAAGUGCUGAUGGUGUUACCAAAGGAGGAUACUCUUACAUCGACGCUAACGGUAUCCUUCAAACCGUCCAUUACGUCUCCGAUCCGAUACACGGAUUCCGCGUUUCCGGAUCGAAUAUACACGGCGGAUACGCCGCUUAAUUAUAGACAAUUAUUUAUAACUAUGUAAUAUAUUUAAACGUGUUGUAUAAUAAAAUAUAAAGAAACGAAA
Nicrophorus vespilloides is the source of this 1112-nucleotide messenger RNA. RefSeq lists its product as uncharacterized. Gene Ontology annotation, molecular function: structural constituent of chitin-based larval cuticle. NCBI's taxonomy places the organism in Eukaryota, Metazoa, Arthropoda, Insecta, Coleoptera, Silphidae. The transcript has 2 exons. Bases 74 to 1042 code for a protein of 322 amino acids. Gene Ontology annotation, cellular component: chitin-based extracellular matrix. The record is from RefSeq and is a predicted model, not a curated record.